Molecule: messenger RNA, 823 nt
Organism: Drosophila busckii
Lineage: Eukaryota; Metazoa; Arthropoda; Insecta; Diptera; Drosophilidae
Exons: 3
Coding region: 103-702 (199 amino acids)
Source: RefSeq, a predicted model, not a curated record
AGCAUCAUAAUAAAGUCUCACUAGCAAUAAUUGUUCUAAAAGUUUUAGUUCAUAUAUUUUAAAAGCUAAACACAAACUUAACUAAAAUUUUAUUUCUCCACGAUGGACGGCAAGGAGCGCAAUUCCAGUUGUGACCAAAGCUACGAGGACGACAAUCGCAGCAAUUACUCCGAAGCAGCGCAACAAAAUGGCGAACAAAUGGUGCAAGAGGAGACGCCGAUACGUGUGCGUGACAUGAUCAAUAUAUACAACUUUGCCACGCAAAAGAAUCAGGAGCUGGCACAUGUCAAGUCGUUGUACUUUGGUGCCAAUCAAGCGGAGGCCAAUGAGUGCUACCAGCAGCAGCAGCAGCAGCAGCAACAGGAAUGCUGCAACAGCAUUUCAUUUAAAAUGCCAGAAGUCAAGCCGGGCAACUUUCGCGUAACUAGCUCAGAUAAUCAAACGUCGCUGCGUCAAUCCAUAGACUGCGAUCAAGCUGGCGUGGACUCCGUGGAGAAGUCAUAUCAGAGCAAAACUACUAUUAGACGCACGGAGGAUGGUGUUCGCAUUAUUAUUGAUAUAUUUUUUGACAAAACUAACACAGACAUUGACAUUGUAAAUAGUCGCGUGGAAACGGAUAUACCCGAGAGUCGCAUUCUGGCAGAUUUUCAGCAACAUUCGCUGGACUUGCACUCGCAGCAGAUGAAGUCGCACCAGCCCUAGAUACAAUUUUCAACCUUUGAAUACACUGCUCACCAAAUUUUAUGUUAUGUAUAAUCUAACGUUGUAUAUUUUCUGUUUGUUUACUGCUCCCCAUAAAAUACGCCUAUAUUAAUUGCAAGCA